AUGACAUGCAACAAGAACGUCGUUUUCGACGUCGUUGGAACCCUCGUAUCCUACGAUACCCUAGUCAGCACCAUGGACAUUCGCCUGGGCGACCGUCUCCGCGCCGAGGGCGUCAAGCCCUCCCUGCUGGCAAACACAUGGAUUGAAGUCGCAGAACGCGAAUACACUUACCUGAGCAUGUCGGGCAAGUAUGUUCCCUUUGUUGAAUGCAUGGCUAGGCUGUUCUUUCGCGUGCUGUGGCUAGCCGAUGUCCCGAACCCAAGGCAAUUUGCUACAGACGAGGACGUCAAGGCCAUGAUGGACGCAUACAGCGACCUUACUAUGCGGCCUGGUGCAGUGGAGUGUAUUCACAGGUUACGCCAGGCUGGCUUCACGGUCUGGGCGUUGACCGCUGCGGAUCUUGAUGGUGUUGCUGGUCUCUUUACAAAGGCUGGUGUGGAGAUGCCGAAGGAAAACCUGCUCUCGUGUGACCUGUACGGUGUUGGGAAGCCGGAUCCAUUGGCUUAUGAGCCCCUGCUGAAGCAGCUGGCUCAGUAUGGUACGAAGCCAUGGUUCGCGGCGGCUCAUUGUUGGGAUGUUUCAGCCGCGCAGAGAAGAGGCUUCCGUGGUGCUUACUCUCUGGUCUUGGAGAAGGAUAAGCUGCCUGAGUUAUUUGGCGAGAUCGAGGUCACGGCGGAUACAUUGCUAGAGAUGGUAGAUGGCAUUAUUGCCGCAUCAGAAUAA
Messenger RNA from Aspergillus puulaauensis, 723 nucleotides. RefSeq lists its product as uncharacterized. The coding region runs from base 1 to 723 and encodes 240 amino acids. Lineage: Eukaryota; Fungi; Ascomycota; Eurotiomycetes; Eurotiales; Aspergillaceae. The transcript has 2 exons. The record is from RefSeq and is a predicted model, not a curated record.